This is a messenger RNA of Pieris macdunnoughi, 789 nucleotides long. The record is from the annotation of a GenBank genome assembly. Lineage: Eukaryota; Metazoa; Arthropoda; Insecta; Lepidoptera; Pieridae.
AUGUUUAAAGCACUAGUCAUAUUUUCAUUUUUGCUAUGGGAGGCGAGAGGAGAAAUAAAUAAUGACCUGGAUCCCCGCGUAGUUGGUGGUGAGGACGCAGCUGAAGGCUCUGCCCCUUUCAUAGCAUCGCUCAGACGUAUUCGUCACGUCCAGGGACGCACAGAAACAAUGCAUUUCUGUGGUGGCACCAUCUUAACUCAGAAAUGGAUUUUAAGCGCAGCUCAUUGCACUUAUAGAGUCCCAGCACACAGUAUCCAAGUUAGGGUUGGCACAAACAAACGCACUUCUGGUGGGAACUCGUACGACGUAGUUUCCAUCGUCAUUCACGAGAAUUAUACUGCAAAUACAUCGAAGAAUGACAUUUCACUUCUUAAGAUCUUUGGUUCUAUCAAGUUUGAUACUAACAUUCAACCAAUAAAGCUACCAACGAGUAAUAUAGGCCCUGGAGUAAUGUGCAAACUCACGGGAUGGGGUAAGAUUGAUUCACAGGCAGUUCCUGAAAACCUUCAAGUGGUCUAUAAUAUAAUUACAAUAUCUGUGGAAGAGUGCAAUAGAAGGCUUGCUAACGUGACAGAGAAAUUUCUUCCAAUCAUUGACAAACAGCUUUGCACAAUAACUAAGGAAGGAAAGGGCUCGGGUCAAGGAGACUCUGGUGGACCCCUCAUUAGUGAUGGUGUACAAGUUGGCAUCGUCUCUUGGGGUGUUCCUUGUGCUCAGGGGAGACCUGAUGUUUUAACAAGAGUAUACAGUUACGUGAAAUGGAUAAAUAAUUACAUUUCAAAUGAAUAG